This is a messenger RNA of Neoarthrinium moseri, 1797 nucleotides long. RefSeq lists its product as uncharacterized. NCBI's taxonomy places the organism in Eukaryota, Fungi, Ascomycota, Sordariomycetes, Amphisphaeriales, Apiosporaceae. The record is from RefSeq and is a predicted model, not a curated record. Bases 1 to 1797 code for a protein of 598 amino acids. The transcript has 7 exons.
AUGACUGUGGAAUCUACUGGUAACGAGCCGAACGCUCGUGCCUCGAGAAGAAUUCGAUGCAUCAUCAUCGGAGCUGGGGUAUCCGGCAUUCUCAUGGCAUAUAAGCUGAAAAUGUACCUCAAAAACAAUGUGGAUUUUCGUAUACUCGAAAAGAACUCGGACCUGGGCGGCACAUGGUUCGAGAAUCGCUACCCAGGUAAACCAAGACUCAGUCGCAUCGGCAUUUUCGUGAUUGAGCGACUGAUCUCCUUAGGCUGUGCCUGUGAUGUACCCAGUCACGUGUACCAAUACUCAUUUGCGCCCAACUCGGAGUGGUCUAGAUUCUAUGCAAAUUCGCUCGAGAUCCAACAGUAUCUCAAAGAUGUCUGCCGUCAUCACGACCUUACCAAGUACAUCACCUAUAACGCCGAGGUAACAGACGCUCGUUGGAGCGAGGAGGACGGCAUUUGGGCCGUCAAAGUUGGUAGGGAUGCGCUGGGCGUUUUUCAAUGCGAGAUCCUGGUUAACGCCGGUGGGAUUCUCAAUAACUACAAGAUGCCUUCGAUUCCUGUCGACCUGAGAGACAAGAGAGUGGCAAUCAUUGGUGCAGGGGCGAGCGCGGUACAGGUGCUUCCAGCGAUUCAGUCAAUCUGCAAAUCAGUCGAUGUCUACAUUCGAACACCAUCCUGGAUCUGCCCCCCUAUUGGCCUGCCCCCAGGCACGCUUGAUAAUCCGUCGUAUACAGAGGAUGACAUGCGUCGCUUUCGGGAAGACCCAGCCCACUCGCUGUUUGUACGAAAAGGCAUGGAGGCCGGCUUCAACAGCAUGUUCUCUGCUUUCCGUAAAGGGACGCCAGAGCAGGAGAAUAUGCGCCAGAAAUAUGAUGCUUAUAUGCGGGAGCUGAUCAAGAGUACGGACCUGCAAGCGCAGCUCAUACCAUCUUUUGAGGUUGGCUGUCGCCGGAUCAAUCCGUCUGCUCCGUAUCUAGUGGCCCUUCAAAAGCCCAACGUCAACCCGAGAUUUGGUAACAUCGUGCAGAUUCAACGGGAAGGCAUCGUUACUGCUGGUUCCAACGAUGCAGAAGGCAAAGCGGAGUUAUAUCCAGUCGAUGUCAUCAUUGCUGCCACUGGAUUCGACACCAGCUUCCGGCCGCGUUUCCCGAUUGUUGGCAGAAACGGGACUAACCUGCAAAGCCUGUGGGAAUCAAGACCUGUGUCCUACAUGGGAACUGGAGUGGCAGGAUUCCCGAACUAUCUCACCUUCCUUGGACCUAACACGCCGAUUUCCAAUGGAGGGCUCAUGGGGGUUCUGGAAGCCACAAGUGAUUAUUUUAUCAGACUUAUUACUAAGUUUUGUCGCGAAAACGUCAAGGCUUUCGAUGUCACUCAGGAAGCACAAGGUGACUUCUCAAUGCACACUCAAAAUUAUAUGAAAGACAUGGUAUGGAGCGGUGCCUGUCGCAGUUGGUUCAAAUCGGAAGUGGAUGGCCAUAUUACUGCGCUGUGGCCCGGCAGCGCUCUGCACUACAUUCAGACUCUGGCCGAGGACCGAUUUUGUGACUAUUCCUGGACAUACCGCCGAAACCGAUUUGCAUAUUGGCAGGACGGCUUUUCAUGGAUUGAGCAGCCCGAUGCCGAUGCACUUGGACUUGCUUUUGCGGAGGCUCGUAGGGAAAUGCCAACUUUGCCGCGCCAGGGUGCAGAUUGGAGCUUCUGGCUCACUGAAGCUCAGGCUCUCCCUAUGAGAAAGGCUGAAGGUAGUUUGGGGGACCAAGGGGAGCGGAAGAAAGGAGAGGAAAUAGUCUAUACUGUCGUAUGA